AUGGUCGACGACGGCUGCGUCUACGUGGAGCCGAAGGGCGACGAGACGCGGGCGGCGGCGGCCUCCUUCGUCGCGACUUCCUUCGGCGGGGGGCCGGGCGACGGCGGCCCGAGCCUCGCGGACGCCGGCCUCCGCGAGGACGUCGCGUUUCUCAAGGACGAGGUGAAGCGGCUCCGCCUCGAGCUCGGCCGGACGACCAACGAGCUCCACGAUACGGAGAAUGAGCUCAAGGCCGAGGAGAACGAGCUCCACAAGGCGGAGGAGAACGGGGGGGUCAACGCGCUGGACGCGAUGGCCGAGGCCAUGGACGAGAUGGGCGGCGACGAGGAGGGCUUCAUCGGCAAGAAGGUCGACCGGCUCUACGAGAAGGCGGACGAGUCCUACUUCUUCCGCGUGCAGACCAUGAUCAUGUACAACGGCUUCAGCCCCACGACGUGCGUCCACUUCUUCUUCUCCAUGGCCAUCGCCGGGCUCCAGGUCAUGGCCAUGCAGACCGUGAGCCAGGGCAUCUGGCUCGCGAGCGACUUCGUGCGCUGGGGCGUCGACGACGACCGCCUCAUCGGCGAGUUCUACCCGAGCGGCGUGCCCUACCCGACGGACUACGACCGGCUCUUCUCGUUCUACGACGGCGUCAAGAGCGACGGCACGCUGCUCAUCAACUUCUUCCCCCUCGUCUUCUGCUGUAUCUCCGUGACCGUCUCCCUGCGGGGCGAGCUCGACGAGUUCAAGGCGGGCUACGUGCUGAUCCGCCGCAUCGGCCGGGACCUCGUGGCCUCCAUCUUCUCGCCGCCGCCCGUCGUCGACGCGACCGACGGCGACGACGACGACGGCGGCGGCGAGGGCGGCGGCGCCGCCGCGGCGUUCGGCGCGCGCGACCGCCGCGCGAGCCACAUCAGCGUGCUGAGCGAGGCCAAGGACGGCGAGGAGGCCAUGCCCAUCGGCCGCCUCGACAUGUCGGUGCGCCUCUUCUGCUGCCUCUGCACGUACUACGUCCGCGGGUCCCUCCUCUGGUACUUCGUCGACGUGUCGGCGCAGGUGCUGGGCACGGCCGACGGCCCCUUCAACAUGCUGCUCAACGCCGUCGCCCUCGUCUACAUCCUCGACAUCGACGACAUGCUCAGCGUCGACAUGCCGUCGAACAACUUCUUCGGCAUCGACGACCCGGAGCUGCUGAAGCGGUACAAGCGGCGGCUCCACAACGCGCGGGGCCUGUUCCGCGACGUCGUCGAGGCCGUCAAGGUCGCGCCGGAGUACGUCCUGCGCGCCUACCACGUCGUCGGGUGGUCCGUCCCCUUCGCCAUGUGCAUCUCCAUCUUCUCCAUCGCGAGCCACAUGCAGAAGCACACGCAGCGGGGCGAGCUCGUCGGCAUCGACGACGACAGCCACCUCGGCGCGGCCCACGAGCACCUCACGGAGCAGUACAACUGGUGCAUCUACGCGCUCCUGGGGACCGUGCUCGUCGACGUCCACAUGUCCGCGUCCAUCGCGUGCAGCGACCGCGACGACGGCAAGAGCUGGAUCGCCUACGCCAAGGGCGGCCUCGCCUUCGUCGUCGACGGCAUGAUCCUCAUCAUCAUCCGCCACCUCGGCGUGCGCUACGCCAUCUCGUCCCUCCUCACCUACAACCUCUCCUGGGAGACGUCGGCCGCGCGGUUCUGGGACCGCGUGAACCCCGCGCCGAACCAGCCCGAGGACGAGCCCUUCGACUGGGGGCAGUACACGAACAUGCUCAACCUCAAUUUCACGGCGACGAACUUCACGUGGACGGCCGACACGCUCGCCGCGAUCCAAUCCUACAUCAUCGACCACUGGGAGAACUUCGACUUCCGCAGCCACGGGCUCCCCGACCCGGCGGACUUCGAUUUCGAUUCAGCGGACUUCGCCUGA
Messenger RNA from Aureococcus anophagefferens, 1887 nucleotides. RefSeq lists its product as hypothetical. The transcript has a single exon. The record is from RefSeq and is a predicted model, not a curated record. NCBI's taxonomy places the organism in Eukaryota, Pelagophyceae, Pelagomonadales, Pelagomonadaceae. The coding region runs from base 1 to 1887 and encodes 628 amino acids.